AGGUUAAGGCGAUUCAAGGCGGCAUAGCCCAUUCGGACGGCGACACCGUCAGUAUCUUGAUCGUAUCAUUUGCUCCCAACCACACCAUUGACCAGUAAGAUUUCCAGACCACAACGGAGCUGCGCCGCGACUAGUCUGCAGAAUGACAGUCGCCGCUGGGGGUCCAGCCCAUGCUCUGUUUUUGUGUGCGGUUCCCGGGUGCUGGGACGAGGGUAUUGCUGCAAUGUCGAGAAGAGGUCGUCGUAGACGCGCAGGUAUAAAGCCUGUUCUCGUACCCCCAUUCACCCGACUUGCAAGGCUAUCAUCUCUCGCGCCUCUACCCUUCUUGUGCUCUCCUGGGUUCGUUAUCCCUGGUAGACUCAGGUUCAGUCUUCCUCUUUGCUGAGUACACCUCUUGGUGUUCUUAUCUCCCUGUCGCCCGAUAUGUCGGUCAACGAUUACGAGAAGCAGCAGUAUGCUGUCGCUGGCGAGAGCCCUUCUGACCAUGCUGUUGGCGAUGUCACCGACAUCAAGGGCCACGCCCUCAAUGAGGCUGCUGGUGUCUACGGUUCCGCUCAGAAAGCCGAGGACUAUGGCUACGUCCAGAGAGGUCUCAAGUCGCGCCAUAUCCAGUUCAUCGCACUUGGAGGUACCAUCGGUACUGGUCUCUUCCUCGGUAUCGCCAGUGCUUUCGCCAAUGCCGGUCCCGUCUCUGUCCUCCUUGGUUAUACCAUCACGGGUAUCGCCGUCUUCGGCAUGAUGCAGUGUCUCGGAGAGAUGGCGACAUGGCUCCCGCUUCCCGGUGCUAUCCCGCAGUACGCUGCUCGCUAUGCAGACCCCGCUCUUGGUUUUGCCGUCGGCUGGAACAACUGGUACAACAGCUCUAUCACUCUUUGCGCCGAGAUCUCUGCUGCCGCUCUUUUGAUCAACUUCUGGGAUCAGGAAGAGAAGUACAAUCCUGCGAUAUGGAUCUCCAUCAUCAUCGUCAUCAUCGUCUUUCUGAACAUCUUCGCCGUCUCGAUUUACGGAGAAGCCGAGUUCAUCUUCGCAUCCAUAAAGAUCAUAACAAUCAUCGGACUGCUCCUUGCCGGUCUGGUCAUUAUGCUCGGUGGAGGUCCUGACCAUGACAGACGAGGGUUCCGCUAUUGGAAGGAAGGCGCCAUGAAGGAAUACGUGGGCACUGGGAAUACAGGUCGCUUCACGGGUCUUUGGUCUACGCUUGUCAACGCAGCGUUCUCGUACGGUGGUGUUGAGAUGGUUGCAGUCGCUGCUGGUGAAGCCGCCGACCCUCGCAGGAACAUCCCCAAGGCUGUUCGCCGUGUCUUCUGGCGUAUCCUUUUCUUCUACGUUCUUGGCUCGUUCAUCAUUGGUACCACUAUCAGCUCAAACGACCCUCAACUUACCGACGAGAACGCCAAAGGUGCGCAGUCAUCGCCCUGGGUCAUCGCCAUGAAGAACGCAGGCAUUCCCGUCCUCCCUCAUAUCGUCAACGCUGUCAUCUUGACUUCCGCAACCUCAUCCGGUAAUGCUUUCCUCUACACCGGAUCGCGCUAUCUCUUCAGUAUCGCACAAAACGGCCAGGCUCCCCAGUUCCUCCUCAAGUGCAACAAGAAAGGUGUCCCCGUCUACGCUGUUGCAGUCACAGCCUCCAUCUCACUGCUCACAUACAUGAGUGUCAGCGCUGGUGCCAACAAGGUCUUCGGAUGGUUCCAGAACCUGACCACCAUCGCGUCGCUUUUCACUUGGUGCACCAUCACCUACACAUACACCCGGUUCCGUGCGGCAUGUAUUGCGCAGAACGUCGACCGUAGCACUAUGAUCUUCAAGAGCAAAUGGCAGCCCUACGUUGCCUGGACGUGCUUUGCGUACUUCGCCCUCAUCAUUCUCUUCAACGGUUUCAAGGUCUUCACCACCACUCCUUGGGGACCCGAUGAGCUGACCAGCUUCUUCACUGCGUACAUCGGCGUUGCCAUCUUCGGUCUCCUCUAUGCCUUCUGGAAGAUCUUCAAGCGAACCAAGAUGGUCAACCCAGCUGAGGCGGAUAUCUGGAGCGGCAAGGCGGCGCUUGAUGCGGAGGUUUGGCCUGAGCAGAUCCCGCGUAACGCUCUUGAGAAGUUCUGGUUCUGGCUUUGCUAGACGGGUAUUGGUGGCGUGCGCUUGCGUGGUGUCUUCGCCUUGUCGAAGUCGGUGCAUAGAAAGGCCAUGUUUGUAGCGAAUAUUAUGUUGAAUGAAUCAUCUGAAUAACUGUAUCUGUUCAAAACGUGAUGAGAGCUCAAAAGUAGAUUUUGU
Alternaria rosae is the source of this 2268-nucleotide messenger RNA. RefSeq names its product amino-acid permease inda1. Gene Ontology annotation, biological process: amino acid transmembrane transport. The coding region runs from base 424 to 2115 and encodes 563 amino acids. Gene Ontology annotation, molecular function: amino acid transmembrane transporter activity. NCBI's taxonomy places the organism in Eukaryota, Fungi, Ascomycota, Dothideomycetes, Pleosporales, Pleosporaceae. Gene Ontology annotation, cellular component: membrane. The record is from RefSeq and is a predicted model, not a curated record. The transcript has 3 exons.